AUGGCUACCAUCCACUAUGCAUGCAAUACGUCUACCUUAGUGUUGGUACAGAUAGUACAACGGCACGGGGACCGGACCCCUACCAGUUUCUAUCCAGGUGAUCCCUAUGCCAACGACUCGUGGCCGGACGGGUUGGGCGCACUCACACCCAAAGGCAAGCACCGUAUGUACGAAGCGGGACAACAGUUUAGGCAACGAUACGGCCAAUGGUUGGGAGUGACGCCCAAAACAAUAUACCAACGCUCAGCCGCCUAUGACCGGUGUUUGGAGAGCGCGUACGCCGUGUCCGCCGGUAUGUAUCGACCGGAGGGCCGGUGGGUAUGGGAUAAACAGCUAGAGUUGGCCCACUUGUGGCAACCGAUGGCCGUACAGACAGUGCCCUCCGCUAUAGACGCCCUGUUGGAGGUGUCGGCCACCUGUCCCACAGCUAACAACAUACAGGACCAAGAUUUAAACUCAGCCAACGCUACCGCCUAUAUAGCCCAGCAUCAAAAGUUUGUCAAUCAAAUUAACAAUUUAACCGGGAACAAUUUUACCACGGUCGAUCAAUUGGCCAGUUUAUACGACACGCUGUACUGCGAACUCAAUUACGAUCCGCCAAAAGCGCCGCCCGCGUGGCUCCGGGCGAUGGGCGUCAACCAGACUAUGGCACAGCUCCGGGCGUUUGAAUACGAAGAGUAUGAGUUGGAAACGGAUUCGGUGUUAGCCCAACGUCUACGUGCCGGCCCUCUCAUUGGUGUACUAAUUGCUAAUAUGCAAAAUGCUACCACUAUGUCGCCCGAUAAUACCAUGGUUAAAGUAUAUCAUUACUUGACCCACGAUAUAAACGUAGCGUUUGUUUAUCGCACAUUAAAUGAUCAAGUUGUUGUGCCCUCGUAUGGCUCAGCAUUGGUGUUUGAGCUGCACAACAUCGAUGGCAACUAUAUUGUCAAGGUGUUUUAUGCAAACAACACAAAUGGUGGUCAAUUUGAAUGGUUGAUAGUAGAAUUGCCCACUUGUCAGGUGUCCAAUGAAACAAUUGGUGAUUCCUAUGCCAACGACUCGUGGCCGGACGGGUUGGGCGCACUCACAACUAAAGGCAAGCACCGUAUGUACGAAACGGGCCGACAGUUGCGGCACCGAUACGGCCAAUGGCUGGGAGUGUCGCCCAAAACUAUAUACCAACGCUCGGCAGCGGACGACCGGUGUCUGGAGAGCGCGUACGCCGUGUCCGCCGGUAUGUAUCGACCGGAGGGUCGGUGGGUAUGGGACCAACCGGUAGGGUUAGCCCACUUGUGGCAACCGAUGGCCGUACAUACAGUGCCCACCGCUAUAGACGCUCUGUUAUCCUAUACGUCAACGUGUCCAGUGGCCGACCAAAUAGCCAAUGACCAAGUUACUUCAAAUGCUGCCGCAGCAUAUAUUAAUGGACACGGUGCGUUUAUAAACCAAUUCAACACACUGACAGGUGCCAAUUUUACCACCCUGUUUCAAUACCGAACGCUGUACUACACAAUAUACGAGGAGUUAAACUACCUGCCACCUAAACCGGCCCCACACUGGAUGCGAAUCAUGGGUGUUGAACGCACCAUAAAUCAGCUAGCGCAAUUUGCUGCAAAGUAUUCAUACCUAUGGUCUCAGCCGCCGAUUGUACAGAGACUGCGCGCGGGGCCACUCAUCGGUCAAAUUAUUGAACGCAUGCGCAACGUAUUGGUCAACGACAUACAUAAUGACAAUAUUAAAAACAUGCACUUUACGGACAGCACGGGUACGUACGACACGUCGACAUUAAUAUUAGUACAGAUAGUACAACGACACGGGGAUCGUACUCCGUUGCAAUUUUACCAUGGUGAUCCCUACGCCAACGACUCGUGGCCGGACGGGUUGGGCGAACUCACACCUCAAGGCAAACACCGUAUGUACGAAACGGGCCGACAGUUGCGGCACCGAUACGGCCAAUGGCUGGGAGUGUCGCCCAAAACCAUAUACCAGAGAAGCGCGGCUACCAAUCGGUGUCUGGAGAGCGCGUACGCCGUGUCCGCCGGUAUGUAUCGACCGGAGGGCCGGUGGGUAUGGGACCGACCGCUAGAGUUGGCCCACUUGUGGCAACCGAUGGCCGUACAGACAGUUCCCUCGGAUAUAGAUCCGCUGUUGGAAGUGCCCACCUGUCCGGCAGCCGAUAACAUAUAUAAUCAACAAGUAAACUCUCCGGCGGCCACUGGUUACGUGACAGAGCACCGGGUGUUUGUUAAUGAAAUUAACAAAUUAACAGGCGCCAAUUUUACUACGGUAGGCCAAUUGGCCGGUUUAUACGAUACACUAUACUGUGAGCUCAAUUACGAUCCUCCAAAACCGCCGCCCGCGUGGCUCCGGGCGAUGGGUGUCAACCAGACUAUGGCACAGCUCCGGGCGUUUCUCCAUGAAAACUUUUAUUUAUAUACUAAUACAGUGUUAGUACAACGCCUACGGGCCGGCCCUCUCAUUGGUGUAUUAAUAGACAACAUGCAAAAUGCUAUAGCUAUGGCGGCCAAUAGCACCAGGGUGAAAGUGUAUCACUAUUUGACCCAUGAUUUGAACAUAUCGUUUGUGUAUAGAAUAUUAAAUGGUGAUCCUUAUGCCAACGACUCGUGGCAGGACGGUUUGGGCGGUCUUACGCCUAAAGGUAAACACCGUAUGUACGAAGCGGGCCGACAGUUGCGGCACCGAUACGGCCAAUGGCUGGGAGUGUCGCCCAAAACAAUAUACCAGAGAAGCGCGGCUACCAAUCGGUGUCUGGAGAGCGCGUACGCCGUGUUCGCCGGUAUGUAUCGACCGGAGGGCCGGUGGGUAUGGGACCGACCGCUAAAGUUGGCCCACUUGUGGCAACCGAUGGCCGUACAGACAGUGCCCACCGCUAUAGACGCCCUGUUGGACGUGUCGGCCACCUGUCCCACUGCCAGCGCCAUAGAAACCCAAACAACAAGCUUACCGGCAGCCAACGCUUACUGA
Messenger RNA from Medioppia subpectinata, 2967 nucleotides. The record is from the annotation of a GenBank genome assembly. Lineage: Eukaryota; Metazoa; Arthropoda; Arachnida; Sarcoptiformes; Oppiidae.